AUGGCCCCCUCAAAAACACCCAAUAUUGCGCUGCCAUACGCAUCCACGACGAAUCCACCGAACCCUGAUUAUACAGACCCGUCCUUCGAUGCCGUCGACUUCCUCAACGAUGCCCUCCCGCCAUUGUCCCUCCAGUCCUCGCAAUCGCAAUCACAGUCACAGUCACAAUCCACUCGCCCCGUGAACCUCACCGAGCUCUCCUCCCGCGUUCAAUCCCUCCUCUCUCAGACAAACGCCCAGAAUGUCCGCCAUUCAACGAAUCUUACAUCACUCACCGAUGAAAUCCUACGCAGCGGCAACCGGCUCGCAUAUGAGGUUGAGGUUCUCCGCGGCGAGACAAUAACACUCUCCGAUCUGGUAACGGAAGGGUUAGCGGAGGAAAUUGAGAAGUUUACGACUAAAGCGGAGACCAAGUCGUCUGCAUCUACAAAAGGAGGAGAAGAACAAGGAAAAGAACAGGAAAACGAACAACACAACGAGGCCCAAAAGGAGGGACAACAAGAAAAGAAGGACGAACCGGUCUACGUCACAAACCUCCGGACACUGAACCAGGUACGCGCACGCCUGGAAGAGGUCGUGAAGACCUUUGGCGAUGCAAUGGAGUGGCCGCUCCCACCGUCCGAGACUUCAAUUACGUCCUCGUUUAUAUCUGUUUCAGCGCCGGAGCCGGGCACCGAUAGUCACAGCCGCGAGGAGAAAGGGCAGGAGGUGGCGAAGAAGCUGCGCGGGGAGAUCACGGAGCUUCUGGGGGGCGAAGGUGGGGUUGAGGCUGCGAUGCGCAGGGCUGAGGCCGUGCGGACGCUGGCAAUGGUGUGGAAGGGAACGGCGGAGGAGAAGGCGAGGAUGCGAUUUGUGGAGGGGUUGAUGAAGAUGGUUGAGGAGCGGAAGAGGGUGAUUGAGGCGGCCGCACAGUCCGAGCAGCUGGCCCAGGGGAGUCAUGGCUCUACAAGGGGCCAUCAGAGACAGGUGAGCGAGGGCCCUGGAGGUGGGAUUUUCCGUAACCUGCAGCGGUUGCGGGAGGAGAUCUACUUGGAGUAA
Molecule: messenger RNA, 1038 nt
Organism: Aspergillus versicolor CBS 583.65
Lineage: Eukaryota; Fungi; Ascomycota; Eurotiomycetes; Eurotiales; Aspergillaceae
Exons: 1
Coding region: 1-1038 (345 amino acids)
Source: RefSeq, a predicted model, not a curated record